Molecule: messenger RNA, 681 nt
Organism: Chondrus crispus (carragheen)
Lineage: Eukaryota; Rhodophyta; Florideophyceae; Gigartinales; Gigartinaceae
Exons: 1
Coding region: 1-681 (226 amino acids)
Source: RefSeq, a predicted model, not a curated record
AUGUGGGGGGAAGAUUUGGCCGUUGCUUCCGAACGUGACGGUACUUACAGGCGCGGAGGCCCAACGGGUCGAGAGGUAUUGCACGCGCGUGACGGCCGAGGGACGUGCGCCCACGCGUGCGGCGACACUUGUCCCAGAAGCGACACGGUGAUCUGGUGGGAGGCGCGCCAUUGGUCGGACAGGUAUUCCCACAUCACGACCACGCAUCUCUGGCCCCGAGCAGCGGCUUUCGCUAUACUUGUACCGCCUCAAUCACCCUUCCCGGAUACCCGUCACCGCUCUUCCAUCCCACCUCCGCCCUUUGCGUUUCGCAUCACCACCACCUGGACCGCCACACCGAACACAUCACUCCAGCCUACACCCCCAAACCUUCCCCCCCGUUCACCCGUCCUUUAUAAACCCUCCUACACCCACCUCUCCCUCCACUCCCUCCCCCACAACUUCCCACUCCGCCGCACCCGCUCUCUUCCCUCCAGCACACUGCCUCUGUCCCGCACUUCCCUCGUAUAUCGCCGUUUUCCGUCCUACGCCUCUCUUCUUCCCUCUCCCUCUCCCCCCCACCCUGCCUCCGAACACUCCUACCCCCCACUAACCCACCAUGCUCGGCCCGCUCCCCCUUCCCCUUGCGGCCCUCCUCGUCCUCUUCCCCCUCGCCCUCGCCACGCCCCUCCACCGCGCUGA